Molecule: messenger RNA, 768 nt
Organism: Saprolegnia parasitica CBS 223.65
Lineage: Eukaryota; Oomycota; Saprolegniomycetes; Saprolegniales; Saprolegniaceae
Product: Clp protease
Exons: 5
Coding region: 14-715 (233 amino acids)
Biological process (GO): protein quality control for misfolded or incompletely synthesized proteins
Cellular component (GO): endopeptidase Clp complex
Molecular function (GO): serine-type endopeptidase activity; ATP-dependent peptidase activity; ATPase binding
Source: RefSeq, a predicted model, not a curated record
CUUGCAGAGAUCGAUGCACGGUCUACGAUCGACGAGCCAACGCGUGCUUCGCGGCGCCAACAAGACCUUCAUGUCCUUCGGCGGCCCGACGGGUAGUGUCGUGCCCAUGGUGCUCGAGCAAAGCCCCCGGGGCGAGCGCGUCUACGACAUCUACUCGCGUCUUCUCAAGGAGCGCAUCAUCUUUCUUCACGGCCCCGUGAACGACCACAUGGCCUGCUUGAUCACGGCCCAGCUGCUCUACCUCGAAAGCGAGCAUCCUGAGAAGGACGUGUGCAUGUAUAUCAACAGCCCUGGCGGCGUCGUCACGGCGGGCCUCGCAAUUUACGACACGAUGCAGUAUAUACAACCUCGCGUUCGCACGCUCUGCAUCGGUCAAGCUGCAUCCAUGGGCGCGCUACUCCUCGCUGGUGGCGCACCUGGUUGCCGCUCGGCGCUACCCAACUCGCGCAUCAUGAUCCACCAACCGUCGGGCGGCGCGCAGGGCAUGGCGAGCGACAUCGCCAUCCAAGCCGAGGAGAUCUUGAAAACCCGAGCUCGCUUGAACACUCUGUACGCGCAGCACUCGAAGCAAGACGUUGGCGUCAUCGAGCAGGCGAUGGACCGCGACAAGUUUAUGGACCCGGACGCUGCGAUUCGGUUCGGACUUAUCGACACGAUCUUGCAGCAGCGUAAGCGCCCAGUCACUGCCGACCACGCCCACGAGCGCGUCGCGUGAAGAAAUCCAGUAGGAAACUUUCGAUAGUUAUGGCGUUGCUUAUUCGCUGUGCG